AUGGAGGUGGUUCACGAUUAUGUCCAGUGGAUGUUCCCCACGGACGAGAUGUCGGAGUUCAACGCGAACUCCCCGAUCUUGGCCCCUGAAAUCCAGAUGGAGUUCAAAAGUGAUCCUGUCCUGAGGCGCGAGCUCGCGCUCAACUUCGAGCGUUUCUGCCAGUUCUUGGGCUUGGAGGUGCAGAGGACGGGCACCGACAUACUGGUGACCAUCGGGCCCAACUUCGAGGAGAGGAAACGCGACUGCUGGCAGCCAAUGGGUUUCUUCGGCAACCACAACUGGCUCCGCGUUUCCCGGGUGUUGCACUGCCUCGGUCUGUGCAGCAUGCCGCAGGAGCAGAAGGCGUUCAUGGCCUGUCUCGAGGAGAUCUUCGCGAAAGGGCUGUCCACGUGUGCGCAGUCCAUCCCCCACUGGCGCAAGCGCGCUGGCACGGUGCCGAACGACUCCUGCACCUGUCACUUGCCCGUGCAGGUUGCGCGGUCGUGGAGAUCGACCAAGACGGACGCCUCGUACGAGGCCUACAUGCAGGCCACUGACCAGGCGGAUGAGCUAUUUAUUGCGGGGAACAAGUAUGCCGACCACUAUGCGAAGUUGGCGGCCCAUUAUAACAGCUAUAGUGAGGAUGAGAAUUCGCAGAUAUCCGUUGCCCUCAAGUCUUACUACGUCCUUGUGAAAGGGGCGGCGAGGUGUCUGGCGUGUUGGCCCUCGCUGCAGGAGCAGCUGGGUCCGCCUGGUGCCCAGCUGGUGGCCGCCGUCGGCACCUCGUGGGCGCCCCAGGACCUCAAGAUCAGCGCCAAAAAGCGCGAAGAGGCUGCGAGGGCGAAGCUGGUCAACAGCUGGCUGAACCCGGCAGCCCAGGCAGCGAAGGCUGGCAACAAGGCCGUGCUCAGACGGCCAGCCCCCAAGAAGGCAGCCAGCCCUGCAGACGCCCGGGGCGGCCUGACGGACACGCAGGAGCCAGCGCGCGAUGGCACCCCAGACGCCAAUGAGGUGGCCCGUGCCACUUGUGUUGCCGAGGUCGAGCGCAAGAAUGCUAACGAUCGCGGGGGGACAGUCUUUCACUUGCGGCCAGUGGUUUGUGGUACUUGUUUGUACGUGCUGCAUGUUGUAGCCACAGGCAUUUCGGUAUCAGAUUGUUCUUGGCAGUGCGACGGCUAA
Molecule: messenger RNA, 1158 nt
Organism: Prorocentrum cordatum
Lineage: Eukaryota; Dinophyceae; Prorocentrales; Prorocentraceae
Source: the annotation of a GenBank genome assembly